Molecule: messenger RNA, 798 nt
Organism: Linum tenue
Lineage: Eukaryota; Viridiplantae; Streptophyta; Magnoliopsida; Malpighiales; Linaceae
Source: the annotation of a GenBank genome assembly
AUGCAAGCUCUUCCAUCACCACCACCACCGUCUCUACAACAUCAACUGCAGCCUCUGCCUGAAAAGGAAACCACCACUGCCAUCUCUCUCAACCAAAUUAUUGUAUCAAAGCAAGCAGGAAGGCACCAACAAAGCUCACCACGAGAGGUACUGCCAUAUUCUGAGACCAAGUUAGUACCAUUUGCCCAGACAAGGUUAUUAGCACCAAAGCAGCCAAUACUCCAACCUCGACGAACCAACCCACUCAUAUGGUUUGGAGCCAUCUUAUGCCUCAUCUUCAGCCUUCUUCUCAUCUUCUUUGGAAUUGCAACCUUGAUCCUCUACCUUGUUGUCAAACCAAAACACCCGGUUUUCGAUGUUCCUAAUGCGAGCCUCAAUGGCAUAUACUUCGACUCCCCCGAAUUCUUCAACGGAGAUUUAACUUUUCUUGCAAACUUCUCCAAUCCUAAUCAUAAACUGGACGUGAGAUUCGAGCAUGUUGAUAUCGAGGUCUACUUCUCCAACAGACUCAUAGGGACUCAAGCUCUCCAGCCUUUCACUCAGAGGCCAAGGGAGAUAAGGCUGCAAGCAGUUCGAGUCAUAUCGAGUCUUGUCUAUUUGCCUCAGAAUUCCGCAGUGGAGCUUCAAAAGCAAGUACUGAGCAACAAGGUGAACUACAACAUACGAGCUACUUUCAAGCUGAAGGCGAUUCUGGGUCUCUUCCAUUAUAACUACUGGCUUCAUGGUAGGUGUGAGAUGGCCAUCAGUGGUCCUCCAACGGGUGUUCUGGUUGCUCGGAGCUGCAACACAAAUAGAUGA